Molecule: messenger RNA, 1929 nt
Organism: Engraulis encrasicolus (European anchovy)
Lineage: Eukaryota; Metazoa; Chordata; Actinopteri; Clupeiformes; Engraulidae
Gene: cpvl
Product: carboxypeptidase vitellogenic like
Exons: 14
Coding region: 397-1881 (494 amino acids)
Biological process (GO): proteolysis
Molecular function (GO): serine-type carboxypeptidase activity
Source: RefSeq, a predicted model, not a curated record
AAAGUUCGGCAACAACAUACAGGAGCGUAGCCUACAGAGCAAGUUCUUUAUCUCACGCGUGCCAAUAAAUAAGCAACUAAAAUAAGCAAAUCUUGCUGACCGAGCGCAGAAACCAAGAGGGGGCGAACCGGUCACACGUCACCUGACCGCUGAGUGCAUUUAAAGUCAUGUGACAGUCUGCCGCUGUCUGUCAGCUGUAAACGGAGCCACAUUUGACCUAAACUGCGACUGCAGUUCCCUGUUCUCUCACUCUGUAUCUUCUCCACUGCGACAACAUCCACACUUUCAACCCGACCUUCUGCUAUUUUAGUUGGAAGGACACCGGGACGCCAAAACGGCGCUGCUCCUUUCUCCUCUCUCUUCUCGACUGAAAUAUUCAACCUUCGCAGGGUGAGGAUGAUGAGGAUGAUGAGAGAGGUGAUCCUCCUGUUGGCACUGCUGCCCGCCAUGACGUCAUCAUUUGUGACAUCAUCGCGGGAUGUGACCUCAUCGAUGACCUCAUCGCAGCGGGGCUGCUCCGUCUUCUUCUGUGGUAAAUCGAAACAGCGACGCCUCAACAGCGCCCCCGGAGGAGACCCCGGGAAACCCCUCUUCCUCACCCCAUACCUGGAGCAGGGCAACAUAGACGAGGCCAGGAGGUUGAGUCUGGUGGGUCCCCUCCCGGGUGCGAAUGUCAAGAGCUAUUCAGGAUACCUCACCGUCAACAAGAAAUACAACAGCAACAUGUUCUUCUGGUUCUUCCCAGCACAGGAGCGUCCAGAGAAGGCUCCUGUGUUGCUAUGGUUACAGGGCGGACCAGGAGGAACCUCCAUGUUUGGGCUCUUUGUGGAGCACGGACCUUACGUAGUGUACAGCAACAUGACGGUGGGGCUGCGUGACUAUCCCUGGACCUCCCGAUACUCAGUGCUGUAUAUCGACAACCCGGUGGGUACAGGGUUCAGCUUCACAGAUGACGAUCGCGGCUUCGCUCAGAAUCAAGACGACGUCGGUAGAGACCUGUACAGUGCCCUGACUCAGUUCUUCCAGAUCUUCUCGGAAUUUCAGCCAAACGACUUCUACGCCACAGGAGAGUCGUAUGCAGGUAAAUACGUGCCUGCAAUUGGCUACUACAUCCACAGGAAUAAUCCCUCAGCGAAGACCAAGAUCAACUUCAGAGGCGUUGCCAUCGGAGACGGACUGUGUGACCCGGAACUGAUGCUGGGUGGCUAUGGUGAGUUCCUCUUCCAGACUGGGCUGGUGGAUGAGAAACAGAAGCUGUACGUGGAGCAGCAGACGGACUUAGGAGUCACAUACAUACAGCAGCAGAGAUGGGUAGAAGCCUUCCAGGUGUUUGACAGCCUCCUGAAUGGGGAUAUUCUGCCCUAUCCUUCCUUCUACCAGAACGCUACGGGAUGCACCAACUACUUCAACUACAUGCAGUGCACGGAGCCUGCUGAUCAAGAGUUCUUCUCCUCCUUCGUCACGUUGGCGUCGGUGCGGCGCAGCAUCCAUGUUGGAAACUUGACGUUUAACGACGGCAGCGAAGUGGAGAAGCAUCUACUGGAGGACGUGAUGAAGAGCAUCAAGCCCUGGCUAGCAGUGCUGAUGGACCACUACAGGGUGUUGAUCUACAGUGGACAGCUGGAUGUGAUUGUGGCGGCUCCACUGACUGAACGGUUUUUACCCACAGUUCAGUGGGGCGGGGCUGACGAGUACAGUAAAGCUGAUCGGUUUCCAUGGCGACUGCAGCCGGGAGACAAAGAGGUGGCCGGAUACGUACGACAAGUUAAAGAGUUCUUCCAGGUGAUUGUUCGAGGGGGCGGGCACAUCCUGCCGUAUGACCAACCACAGCGCAGCUUUGACAUGAUGGACAGAUUCCUCUCCACCAAGGGCUUCUAUUGACACACACGCACAUGUAACACACACACACACCUACACACACACACCUAC